Penicillium cinerascens is the source of this 870-nucleotide messenger RNA. Its product is annotated as ribonuclease H family protein. The record is from RefSeq and is a predicted model, not a curated record. The transcript is spliced from 3 exons. Gene Ontology annotation, molecular function: RNA-DNA hybrid ribonuclease activity; nucleic acid binding. Bases 1 to 870 code for a protein of 289 amino acids. Lineage: Eukaryota; Fungi; Ascomycota; Eurotiomycetes; Eurotiales; Aspergillaceae.
AUGCCAUUACAACUCCCCCAGCAAACCAUUUUACCUUCUCCACAUGCGAAGUACCUUGGCGUGUGGCUCGACAAACACCUCGAUUUCACAACGCACCGCAGCAAGGUCAUCGCCAAAGCCAAUAGCAGUCUGGAGGCAUUUAGGGGGGAUUAUAGGUUCCACGUGGGCCCAGCGAGUGGGAAUGUUUCAGCCACAGAGCAGUCGAGAGCGAUACGGAGUUUCACAAGAAUCCAGAAACGCGCGGCGCUAAUGGUCAGCGGCGCCUUCAAAAGCACCUCCGCGGCAGCCCUCGACACCGACUUAUUCCUGACGCCAAUCAACCUCUUAAUGCACCAAGUCAUCGAAGAAACUGCCAUCCGAAUCCAAACAGAGGCGCCCUGGGCCCGCCCCGGGGGCCUCAAUGCCAAACGAAAGCCAAAGGAAAUCCGACUGGGGGGAAUGUCACCGCUCGAGGCGAUGAAAUGGAGAAAACAAGGCCCGUUAACGCCGCUGAAGAAGCGGGAAACGGCCCAUGGAUACGCAGGAUUGGUGGGUGCUGCGGCUAUUGAUUUGACAGGCGCGGUGCAUCAGCGUCACCUUGGAACGGACCGACAGUCUGGCGUGUACGCGGCGGAGCUCUCAGGGAUGGAGAUGGCCCUGGAACCGCUCGCAAUCCAGGCAGCCCAAACAGCCGAGGACAAAGUCAGAGAACUGGUGAUCUUCUCUGAUAGCCAGGCCGCAAUUCAAGCGGUGCGAAACCCAAAGCGACCGUCCGGCCAAUACGUGCUCGGACGCAUUUAUGACCACGUACGAGCCAUCCGGUCGCGGCAAACACCCACAACGAUCACCCUCCGGUGGAUCCCAGCCCAUGUGGAUGUUACUGGUAAUUGA